Messenger RNA from Mytilus trossulus (common blue mussel), 800 nucleotides. RefSeq names its product complement C1q-like protein 2. The transcript is spliced from 3 exons. Lineage: Eukaryota; Metazoa; Mollusca; Bivalvia; Mytilida; Mytilidae. Gene Ontology annotation, molecular function: protein binding. Bases 111 to 761 code for a protein of 216 amino acids. The record is from RefSeq and is a predicted model, not a curated record.
UUUCCCUUUGUGCCAUGCAUACCUGUAGUCAACACCAAAAGUACACGAAGGUGUUGUAAAUAUCUAUAUGACCUACGCUAACAAUUUAUUGUAGGAAUCAACAAAAAGACAUGGGCUACGAACUAUUUGCUUUUGCUAUUGUUGUAGCACUGAUGGCCAUUUACGUAUACAACAAUGAACGAAGAAUGGGGGAAAUGAUAUAUAAACUUGACCAAACAGCUCAGCUACAGCAGGUAUUGCAUUUUGUUGAUACCAAGUUUUCAGAAAUUGAAAAGAAAACUAGGACGAAACUGGAAGAAGCUGAAAACAGACACAAAUUAACGACUGAUCAUCUACAAAAACAUAUUGAUGACAUAACAAAACUAAGUCCGUCCAUAGUGACGUUUCUAGCACGUUUGGUUUCACCAGCCUAUGGCGCUAUUGCGGCUAAAGCUACUGUAAAGUUCGAAGCAAUAAAAGAAAAUAUUGGGAAUGGAUACAACAGCGGAACAGGGAUUUUUACUGCUCCUACCAAGGGUCUCUAUCAUUUCACAGCUUCAGCAAGACAAAGCAGAAGUGGAUAUUUGCACUUAGGAAUGUUCCGAAACGGAGAAGAAAUGGCAGUUUCUGUAGCAUUGAAUUACAAUUCUCUAACAAUUGGUACAACAUUCACACUUCAAUCUGGUGAUCGUGUUUACGUCAAGAAUAUAUGGUCUCGGGCCUCUGGCAUCGUUGGCGGUGGACAAACUUAUUUCUCUGGUAGUCUUUUACACAAAAUGUAAAGAAUAUACUCAUUAAAUAAAAUAUUUGUUAUUUGUUUA